AUGGUUGUGUUCGGGAAUGUUUCCGCGGCGAAUUCGCCUUAUCAAAACGGGUUUUUGGAGGCACUUACAACAUCUGGAGGCUGUGAAUUAAUGGGACACAGCGUCAGGAUUCCGACUAAAGCACUCAAGACAAGAACAAGGAGGAGGAGUGCUGGUCCUUUGCAGGUAGUUUGUGUGGAUAUACCAAGGCCAGAGCUAGAGGGCACUGUGAAUUUCUUGGAAGCUGCAAGUUUAUCUGCAUCUUUCCGCAGUGCUCCUCGUCCUGCAAAGCCUUUAAAAGUUGUAAUCGCUGGUGCUGGAUUGGCUGGAUUAUCAACUGCAAAGUACUUGGCUGAUGCAGGCCAUAAACCUCUGUUGCUUGAAGCAAGAGAUGUUCUUGGUGGAAAGAUAGCUGCAUGGAAGGAUGAAGAUGGUGAUUGGUACGAAACCGGUUUACAUAUAUUUUUGAAGUUCUUGACGUUUUUCUCCUUGAUUCUUUUCAUAUUCUUGCUGGAAGUCGGUGCUUAUCCGAAUGUGCAGAACUUAUUUGGAGAACUUGGGAUCAAUGAUCGGUUGCAGUGGAAGGAACACUCCAUGAUUUUCGCCAUGCCAAGUAAACCUGGAGAAUUCAGUAGAUUUGACUUCCCAGAUGUCCUACCUGCACCCUUAAACGUGCUUGAGUGUUUUGUUAAUGGCAUCGUGGGUCUGGUUCGAAAAGGUAUAUGGGCUAUUUUGCGGAACAACGAAAUGCUGACAUGGCCAGAGAAAAUAAAGUUUGCUAUCGGACUUCUGCCGGCUAUGGUCGGAGGUCAGGCUUAUGUUGAGGCUCAAGAUGGUUUAUCAGUUGAAGAAUGGAUGAGAAAGCAGGGAGUACCUGAUCGCGUGACUGAUGAAGUGUUUAUUGCCAUGUCAAAGGCACUUAACUUCAUAAACCCUGACGAACUUUCAAUGCAAUGCAUCUUGAUAGCUUUGAACCGGUUUCUUCAGGAAAAACAUGGUUCCAAGAUGGCAUUCUUAGAUGGUAAUCCUCCUGAGAGGCUUUGUAUGCCGAUUGUGGAACAUAUUCGAUCACUAGGUGGGGAAGUACGACUUAACUCCAGGAUAAGGAAAAUUGAGCUUGAGAAUGAUGGCACGGUUAAGAAUUUCUUACUCACUGAUGGAAGCACUAUCGAAGGAGACGCCUAUGUGUUUGCAGCUCCAGUCGAUAUCCUGAAGCUUCUUUUGCCUGACCCCUGGAAAGAAAUACCAUACUUUAAGAAACUGGAGAAAUUAGUUGGUGUGCCAGUGAUUAACGUUCAUAUAUGGUUUGAUCGGAAACUGCAGAACACAUAUGAUCACCUACUCUUUAGCAGAAGUAACCUUCUGAGUGUAUAUGCAGACAUGUCGUUAACUUGUAAGGAGUAUUACGAUCCUAACCGGUCGAUGUUGGAGCUAGUGUUUGCACCUGCAGAGGAAUGGAUAUCAAGGAGCGACCUUGACAUCAUAGAUGCAACAAUGAAAGAGCUGGAGAGACUCUUCCCCGAUGAAAUCGCGUCUGACCAAAGCAAAGCCAAGAUCCUGAAGUACCAUGUAGUGAAAACUCCAAGGUCUGUGUACAAGACCGUUCCAAACUGUGAACCCUGUCGUCCUCUACAGAGAUCUCCAAUUCAAGGAUUCUACUUAGCUGGAGAUUACACUAAACAGAAGUACUUAGCUUCCAUGGAAGGAGCUGUUCUCUCUGGCAAAUUCUGCUCACAGUCUAUUGUGCAGGAUUAUGAGCUAUUGGCUGCAUCUGGACCAAAGUUAUCUGAGGCGACUGUAUCAACAUGA
Thlaspi arvense is the source of this 1788-nucleotide messenger RNA. The record is from the annotation of a GenBank genome assembly. Lineage: Eukaryota; Viridiplantae; Streptophyta; Magnoliopsida; Brassicales; Brassicaceae.